AUGGCACGUGCCUUUGGACUCCCUUUUCUGUUUGCCGCCUUCUUGAAGUUGAUUCACGACAUUUGUCAGUUCAUCGGACCGAUUAUGUUACGCCAAAUGAUUGCUUUUCUCAACGAUAAGGAUGCAGAGAUUUCGGAUGGAUACAUGUAUUGUGCGAUCUUGUUUUUCUCUGCCCUCCUUCAAAGUCUCUGCCUUCGAAACUACUUCUACCUCUGCUUCCGAACUGGACUCCGUCUUCGUUCAAGCUGCGUGACGAUGGUGUACAACAAAUCUCUGCGUCUCAGCGCCGCCUCUCGCGCGCUGUACAACCAAGGCGAGAUCAUGAAUCUGAUGGAAGUGGAUAGUCAGAAGUUCCAGGACAUCACUUCGUAUCUCCAAACGAUUUGGUCGGGUCCCUUCCAGAUCGUGGGAUCCGUGAUUCUCCUCUGGCUGCAGCUUCAAUGGGCCACGAUCGGAGGCGUCGUCGUGAUUCUCCUGAUGAUCCCGUUCUCUCGCUUGAUCUCCACAAAGCUCGCGUCCAUUCAGCAAGAACUCAUGAAAGUGAAGGACAAGCGAAUCAACACGACCACCGAAGCCCUCGAAGGCGUCAAACUCAUCAAGCUGCAAGCCUGGGAGCGAUCCUUUUUGGAACGCAUCUCAGGUAUUCGCAACGUCGAGAUCUCGGUGCUUCGCCAAUUCGUGAAAUGGCAGAUGAUUUCAUCGGCGGCUUGGGACGCGACGCCCUAUCUCGUCUCGAUCGUCACCUUCUCGAUCUAUGUGCUGACGGGCCACACGCUCACCACAGAGAUCGCUUUCACCUCCAUCUCGCUAUUCAACAUUCUUCGAUUCCCGCUGAGCAUGUUCCCUGACGUUGUUUUUCUCCUCUCCAUUCACUCACAGACCAUCAACAAUUUGUCCGAGUCCUCCGUCUCGCUCGCUCGCGUCCAAGGCUUCUUGCUCGCCGAGGAAAUCGAUGUCCCUUCCCGCGACAACCGCGCAUCCACGGGAAUCUCGCUCUCCGACGGGCGUUUCCUUUGGAAGACGCCGCUUUCGCAAGACAAAAUGGAGAUGAAGAUGGGCUGUUGCGGCGUCAAGGCGUCCAGCAACCCCGCCCAGUCCCUCAUGAAGGCGACCGACACGCCGCAGGACGCUGCCGAGCAGAGCCAGCCGUUCGAACUGACAGGAAUUAACGUGUCCUUCGAGUCCAAUCAGCUCUCUGCGAUUGUCGGUCACGUGGGCUGCGGAAAAUCGUCGCUGUUGAACGCGAUUCUGGGCGAAAUGCCGAGGGUCGACGAGUCCAGGGAUCUGAAUUCGAUGGUCCACAUCAAAGGAAGCAUUGGCUAUGUGCCGCAGACGCCCUUCAUCAUGAACGCAUCGCUUCGCGAUAACAUUCUCUUCGGCUCUCCGUUCAACGAGGAAAAAUACAAAAAAGUUCUGGAAGCUUGCUCUCUGCUCCCCGAUAUCGCGAUUCUCCCCGCGGGAGACAUGACCGAAAUCGGAGAAAAGGGAAUCAACCUCUCCGGAGGGCAGAAAACGCGCAUUUCGCUGGCUCGCGCCGUGUACCAGAACUGCGAUAUAUACCUUCUGGACGAUCCGCUUUCCGCCGUCGACGCGCACGUGGGUCGACACAUUUUCCGGCACUGCAUCAAGGGAUUGCUGGCGAACAAGUGCGUGGUUCUGGUCACCCACGCGUUGGAGUUCUUGCCGGCGUGCGACCAAGUGAUUGUGCUCGAAAAGGGAGCCAUCGCCGAUCAGGGAACCUUCGAGAAGGUGAGUCAGGCCACGUCGGGCGUGCUGGCGGGAUUGCUGCAAGCGCAGAAGGAGGCGCAGGCGCAGCAGGCGCAGGAGGAGUCGCCGAUCUCGCCGAUCUCGCCCGUGGAGAAGAAGGAGGAAGAGUUCGAUGGUGCGAAGGAGGAGGAGGAAGAAGAAAUAGCGAAAGAAACCAAAGAAGAAGAAAAAGAGAAGAAGGAAGCGACUAGUGUUGACGUGACAGUAGAAAGCGAUGCGAAGAAGGGCGAAUUGACCGUCGAGGAAACGCGCGUGAAAGGCAAGGUGAAGCGAUCUGUGUAUUGGAUGUACUUCGCGGCUGCUGGCGGCACCUGCAUCAUCUCCGUGAUCUUGCUGCUGUUCAUUCUCGCACAAGUGGUGCGCGCGAUCAACAACUGGUGGCUGACUUACUGGUCCAACGAUUCGGCAGGCAAGGACGCGAAGUGGUACUUGGUCAUUUACAUCAUUCUCGGCGUUCUCACGGUCGUCGUCGCCAUUAUCGCUCAUCUCGUUCUGUUCUUCACCGGAUUGAAGGCCAGCUCGCGACUGCACGACGGACUCAUCAAGGGAAUUCUCUCUUCUCCGAUGUCCUUCUUUGACCAAACCCCGAUCGGUCGAAUCACAAAUCGAAUCAGCAAGGAUCUCUACACGGUCGACAAAACGAUCCCGCUCGUUUUCGAUCAGUUCCUUGGUUGCUUGUUCUCCGUUCUGUCCACGCUGGUGAUCAUCACGAUGGCCUUCCCUCUUUUCCUGGUCAUUCUAGUGCUCAUCAGCUUCUACUACGUCUACGAAGGCUGCUAUUACAUCAAGAGCAGUCGCGAGAUCAAGCGACUGGACUCCAUUUCCCGCUCUCCCAUCUACGCCAAUUUCGGAGAAACGCUCGACGGCACGUCCGUGAUCCGCGCGUACCAAGCCGAGCAGCAAUUCAUUCAGAAGAACUACGAUCUUCUCGACCUCAACCAGCGUGCCUACUUCAUCAUCUCUUCUUCCAACUGCUGGCUGGGCAUUCGUCUCGAGUUCGCCGGAACCAUCAUCAUCGGCGCCACCGCGCUGUUCUCCGUCCUCCGGAAAUCAUCCGCGACCGACCUUUUCAUCUCCAUGGCCGCGCUGGCGAUCAGCUACUCGCUCGACACCACGCAGGACCUCAACUGGGUCGUCCGCAUGGUGACCGACAUGGAGACGCAGAUCGUAUCCGUGGAGCGCAUCGAGGAAUACACCGAGCUUCCCUCCGAAGCCCCAGCCCACAUUCCCGACACGCAGCCCAGCGAAUCGUGGCCCUCCAAGGGCGAUAUCGCCAUCAACGGAAUCGUGAUGCGCUAUCGGCCCGAGCUGGAGCCCGUCAUCAAAGAGCUCAGCGUGCACAUUCUCCCCGGCGAGAAGGUCGGCGUGGUGGGCCGAACGGGCGCGGGGAAGAGUUCCCUCGUGCUCUGCCUGAUGCGAAUCAUCGAGCUGGAGCGAGGCUCCAUCGAGAUCGACGGCGUGGACAUCAGCAAGAUCGGCCUGGAGGAUCUCCGAUCGAAGAUCGCGAUCAUUCCGCAGGAACCGCUGCUCUUCUCCGGGACGAUCCGCGAUAAUUUGGAUCCGUUCAAUCACUACACGGACGAGGAAAUCUGGUCCGCCCUCCAGCGAGCCUCGCUCCACGAUCUCAUCGCUCAGGACCCUGCGGGGCUCGAGAAGACCGUGGAGGAGCACGGAACGAACUACUCGGUGGGUCAGCGGCAGCUGCUGUGUGUGGCGCGCGCGCUGCUUCGGAAAUCGAAGGUGAUUCUGAUGGACGAAGCGACCGCCUCGAUCGAUCUGGAGACCGAUAUGAAGAUCCAGAAGACGAUUCGGGAGGAGUUUUCGGAGAGCACGGUGAUCACGAUCGCGCAUCGAAUCCAUACGAUUAUUGAUAGCGAUAAGGUGAUGGUGAUGGAGAUGGGACAGCUGAGGGAGUUUGAUAAGCCGUCGGUGUUGUUGAGCGAUAAAAAUAGUAUGUUUAGCCAGCUUGUGGAGAAAUCGAAAGAGAUCGAAUAG
This is a messenger RNA of Blastocystis hominis, 3762 nucleotides long. RefSeq lists its product as hypothetical. The record is from RefSeq and is a predicted model, not a curated record. Bases 1 to 3762 code for a protein of 1253 amino acids. Lineage: Eukaryota; Bigyra; Opalinata; Blastocystidae. The transcript has 7 exons. Gene Ontology annotation, cellular component: membrane. Gene Ontology annotation, molecular function: ATP hydrolysis activity; ATP binding; ABC-type transporter activity. Gene Ontology annotation, biological process: transmembrane transport.